GGAGUCGACAUUAUUAGCAUUGAAUGAAUACAACACUACAUACACUGUAUAUGAAUAACACUGCACGCCUAUACAGUAGUGUCAGUACAUUAUCGCCCACACAGUCAACACAUCCCAAGAGAUGACAGCCUGUGAAGUGUUAGCCAGUGAGUGGUGACCCCAUUAUCCCAUUCGCCAAACUUGUCGCACAAACGCACCAUUUGUUGUCCUCUUAAGACUUUCUUACCAUUUGGUUGAUGUGUUGAUACCGCGAGACCACAGUUGUAAGCAUGAUAUCAGACGGCUAUCUGGUUGGUGAUGGUUCGUGGCAGCUCAAGAUAUUUGUCACGGACCUCAAGGUGGACCGCACUCUCCGAGUGAAGGGUGAUCUGCACGUCGGCGGAGUUAUGUUGAAACUCGUCGAAGAACUCGAUGUGGCCAUCGAUUGGUCGGAUCACGCGUUGUGGUGGCCCUCGAAGAACAUGUGGUUGAGUCGGACGCGGACUACUCUGGAUCAGUACGGAGUACAGGCGGACGCCGUCCUAUACUUCACGCCAAUGCAUAAGACAUUACGCGUCCAAAUGCCUGACUUGAGAUAUAUCGACGCGAGGGUUGACUUCUCUGUCAAGACAUUCACAGCUGUCGUCCAAUUGUGCAAAGAUUUGGGAAUAAGACAUCCGGAAGAGCUCUCAUUUGCCAGACCUCUAGUGAACGCACAUCUCAAGCGAAACUUUCCUCAUCUGAGUGUCAGUCCAUUGCAGAGACAGAGGGACACAAUGGGACCCAUUGUCCCGAAUAAUGCGAGUCCCGCGCCGGCCAUUGGCACACCUGAUGGGAAGUCGAGUCCCACUUUCAUUGAUGAUCACAAGACAACUCCCGUACGAAACGGAAAUGGAGUCGUGACUAAUGGCAACGGAACUCUUCACACCCCUUAUGUCAGUGACACGAGUUAUGCCUACAAUAAUGAAAUGAUUUCGCCAUCACUGGCCACCAGUCCGGUCACGCCUACGCUUGAGGCGAAGAACACUCUGUUGAGACCCAAGUCGUUGGUGGAGAGGGCGCGCCUGAACGCCGGUUGGCUCGACUCCUCGCUCUCUCUCUACGAACAGGACGUCCGAGAGUUUGAUUUAUUGCUUCUCAAGUAUAAGUUCUUUUCGUUUUACGACAUCAACCCUAAGGUCGACGGCACGAGAAUCAACCAAAUCUACGCUCAGGCGCGAUGGGCUGUCCUCUCGGAGGAGAUCGACUGCACCGAAGAGGAGAUGAUGCUCUUCGCCGCACUCCAGCUCCAGGUCUCCAUUCAGACCAAUAAUCCAUUUCCCGAGAAACACAACUCCCGUAAUGACGAUGACAUCGACGCCGCUUUAGAUGACCUCCAGAUAUCAUUAGAAGGCGCGCCGACAGCCAUACCAAUCGGCGGUGACAUAACUCAUGUCCCAGAACUGGCAGAUUAUCUCCGAUUUAUGAAACCCAAGAGGUUUACUCUGAAAAGUUUUAAGAGAGUAUACUUCGUGUUCAGAGACACCAGACUUUCGGCUUAUAAGUCGAGUGAAGACCGGAGUAGUAAUGACGCGGCGUUUGUCAUCAAUAUGAAGGGCUGUGAGGUUACACCCGAUGUGAACCUGAGUCAAGGCAAGUAUGGCAUCAAAUUAGAAGUUCCCAAUCACGAGGGCAUGCAAGAGUAUUGGAUUAGAUGCGAGUCCGAGCACCAGUACGCCAGAUGGAUGGCCGCCGCACGACUGGCCACCAAAGGCAGAACAAUGGCUGACUCCUCCUAUGACAGUGAAGUCAAAUCAAUUAUGAACUUCUUGAGUCUUCAACACCCGACCCACUCCUCAUACACCGCACCCGUCAGUUCCCAUCAAAUUGAUAACCCGGACGACUAUAUCGCUCCGAGAUUUUUAAGGAAAAAGGGCGGCCGACAGUGGGCUCAACGUAUUUUGGACGCGCACUCCAAUGUCAAGGGUCUGUCCCUAACAGAAGCCAAACUCCAUUUCAUCAAAGCCUGGCAGGCGUUACCCGACUACGGAAUCUCUCUAUUUGUCGUCAAGUUUUCCACUUCUAAACGAGAAGAAUUGCUUGGAGUGGCGUUCAAUCGACUGAUGCGAAUGGACGUCAACACCGGCGACCACAACAAGACGUGGCGAUACAAUACGAUGAAGGCGUGGAACGUGAACUGGGAGGUGAAGCAAAUGCUCGUCCAGUUCGAGGAGGAAGACGUGGCCUUUUCCUGUCUGAGCGCCGACUGUAAAAUAGUACACGAAUUCAUCGGCGGUUAUAUAUUCCUAUCGAUGCGAUCCAAGGAUCAAAACCAGACAUUAAAUGAGGAACUGUUUCAUAAACUAACGGGCGGUUGGAUUUAGAGCUUGGAUUACUUCUAAUCCAUUUUAAGUAUAACUCGAUUAACAUUAGUUACGGUUUAAAUUUAUAACAAAUGUUUUGACCACUCGAAUGCCGUUUUGAGUUUGAGGUUAACUUAAAGCCAAUCAUGAGGUUUAAUUAACUUUGUUUUAAUUUAUAGUUAAUCUCAUAAUUAUUUUAAGUUUUCAUUUAAUUUACAAAAACAUCAUAUUUUGUAAAUGAAAUUCGAUGAGCGAUUGAUUGGAGAAUUGUUGCCAAUGUUUGGUACAAAUAAAUGUCAAAUAUAAUUAACAGUCAAACAUGUUUGCAAUUAAAUUAACUUAUUCACGAAAUCUUUACAAACAAUGCAAUACUCAAUAAAAAGUUAUAUUAAUAGUUAUGAUAAUGUAUAGGAAGCUAUAGAUACCACCACUGAUUACAUUACAUUGUAAUGAUUACAAUGAUUUGUUUUGACCUUCAAUUGUCAAACAUUGGUUACAUUCUUAACAUUAGGGUUUCAGAAAUGUUUUUCUUUGAAGUCAUUAUAAAAGUCAAAAGCAAUGUUUUCAAUGAAAGUCUCGAAUAUUCAUACAGAAAGUGCUUAGAAUUGAAUUGAAUUUACUUUAGAUUUGAUAACUAUUUUGUUUUAUGAAUAAUUGAUAGAAAGUGUGGGACAGUGAACCCAAUUCAGUAUAUGACAUACGAAUACAAAGUUAUAACAAGUCUUUUAUAUGAAAAUAACUAAAUCUAUUAACUCGACAGUCAUUUAAACAGUUAUCCAUUUAUUCAAAGUUAUCCGUAAUUAAACUCUAGACAACGACUCUUCACUUAUUAAACUGUGCCUUAAAUAUGUUUAUUAUAACGAUUACUAUUAUAUAAUGUUUAAAACUAAAUAAUAUAAUAUUUAAAUUUUUUGUGAAUUAUAUUCAUAUAAAUAUUAUUAAUAAAAAGCGAACAACAAAUAAAUUUAAAACUAAAAUA
Molecule: messenger RNA, 3300 nt
Organism: Oppiella nova
Lineage: Eukaryota; Metazoa; Arthropoda; Arachnida; Sarcoptiformes; Oppiidae
Source: the annotation of a GenBank genome assembly